Molecule: messenger RNA, 1524 nt
Organism: Rotaria sordida
Lineage: Eukaryota; Metazoa; Rotifera; Eurotatoria; Philodinida; Philodinidae
Source: the annotation of a GenBank genome assembly
AUGUCGAAUCAUCAUGAUGAUGAACCGUUAUUUCCAAUUGAAAUAGGUGAACAUAGAUAUCCAUUAAAUGAUACUCAACAAACAUUAAAUAAUGAUAAUAAUUUAACAAUAAUCGAUACUGAUGAUGAUAAUCGAUUUGUUGUUAAUGAUACAGGUGCUGAUUCAUCUCAAACCAAUGAAGUUGAAACAGUACAAAUAACAGAAAAUACUGUUAAUCCACAGGGUGAACGAGUUUCACCACAUGAUUUUCAAUUAUUAAAAGUAUUAGGUAAAGGUGGUUAUGGAAAAGUUUUUCAAGUCAAAAAAGUAUGUGGUAGUCAUCAAGGUGAAAUAUUUGCUAUGAAAGUUCUUAAAAAAGCCACAAUUGUUCGAAAUGCAAAAGAUACUGCUCACACAAAAGCUGAAAGAAAUAUUCUUGAAUGUGUUAAAUGUCCAUUCAUUGUCGAUCUAAUUUAUGCAUUCCAAACGGGUGGUAAAUUAUAUUUAAUACUUGAAUAUUUAUCGGGUGGAGAAUUAUUUAUGCAACUUGAAAGAGAAGGAAUAUUUAUGGAUGAUAUGGCUUGUUUUUAUUUAUCGGAGAUUCUAUUGGGAUUAGAGCAUUUACAUAAACAAGGAAUUAUUUACAGAGGUGAGUAUCUUAAACCAGAAAAUAUUCUACUAGAUGCUCAAGGUCAUGUUAAAUUAACUGAUUUCGGUUUAUGUAAAGAAUCAAUAUAUGAAGGUGGACAGACAAAUACAUUUUGUGGUACGAUUGAAUAUAUGGCACCAGAAAUAUUAACAAGAAGUGGUCAUGGCAAAGCAGUUGAUUGGUGGUCAUUUGGUGCACUUAUGUAUGAUAUGUUAACGGGUGCUCCACCAUUCACAGCCGAUGAUCGAAAACGUACAAUGGAUAAAAUUAUUAAAGCAAAAUUAGUUAUACCAGCAUAUUUAACUAUCGAUGCAAGAGAACUUAUUCGAAAUUUACUUCGUCGACAAGUUAGUCAUCGACUUGGUAGUGGUUCAGAAGAUGCUGAAGCAAUUAAAAAUCAUUCAUUUUUUCGUCAUCUUAAUUGGGCAGAUGUCUAUGCUAAACGAUAUGAUCCACCAUAUAAACCUAUUCUUAAAAGUGAUGAUGAUGUUAGUCAAUUUGAUACAAAAUUUACAAAACAAACACCCGUUGAUUCACCCGAUGAUAAUAUGUUAAGUGAAAGUGCUAAUCAAGUUUUUCUUGGUUUUACUUAUGUUGCUCCAUCAAUAAUUGAUGAUAUGAGUCGAUUACAUUAUUCAUUAAAUACUGGACAUCGAUCACCAAGAAAACUCUUAGCACCUGAUACAGCUUCUCAAACGUUUCAUUUCAAAAUGUCCGGAUCAAAUGGUGUAAUUGAUCCAGUAGGUGCAGCAUCAGUUGAAGCUAUGGAUACAAGUGAUGUUUCAAAUCCCAUAUCAUCAUCAUCUUCAUCUCGAUUUACAGUCAAACCAUUGACAAAUAUCAAACAACAACCAAACAAAUCAAUGAGUCCAGUUAAUCCCGGUCCUCCUCAAUGA